Messenger RNA from Engraulis encrasicolus (European anchovy), 2976 nucleotides. It is a transcript of the gene slc1a8a, whose product is annotated as solute carrier family 1 member 8a. Lineage: Eukaryota; Metazoa; Chordata; Actinopteri; Clupeiformes; Engraulidae. The transcript is spliced from 11 exons. Gene Ontology annotation, molecular function: neutral L-amino acid transmembrane transporter activity; L-glutamate transmembrane transporter activity; glutamate:sodium symporter activity. The record is from RefSeq and is a predicted model, not a curated record. The coding region runs from base 1 to 1626 and encodes 541 amino acids. Gene Ontology annotation, biological process: L-glutamate transmembrane transport. Gene Ontology annotation, cellular component: plasma membrane.
AUGCACAGCGUCUUCUCGCCCGCCAUCAAGAAGUACCUCAAGGACUACCUGAAGCGGAACGGGCUGCUGACGCUGUCGGUCGUGGCCGUCAUCACAGGCUGCGUACUGGGCUUCCUGCUGAGAGGACAAACGGUUUCCACACAGGCCAAAAUCUACUUCUCUUUUCCUGGAGAGCUGCUGAUGAGACUGCUGAAGAUGCUGAUUCUACCCCUCAUCACGUCAAGUUUAAUGUCUGGAUUAUCGUCGAUGGAGUCGAAGGCGUGCUGUCGCAUGGGCGUGCUGACGGUGACGUACUACCUGUGGACCACCUUCAUAGCGGUGGUGGUGGGCAUCAUCCUUGUCAUCAUCAUCAAGCCCGGCAUGGGCACGGAGAUGGAGAGCAACCGCCUCGGAGGCGGGCCCGUCAUGACCUCCGCGGACGCACUCCUGGACCUCGUCAGGAAUAUGAUUCCAUCCAACCUGGUAGAGGCAACGUUUCAACAGUAUAAAACGGACCUGGUCCCGGUCCCGAAGGCGCCCGCGACCCAGAAGACGCCGAGCUUCGUGUACGUCGUGCCGGACGAGGAGAACGAGAAGAAGGCGGGCCAGAGCAUCCUGCUGGAGCUGACGCCGGCGCCGGAGGUCCACUACAAGCCCAAACCCGGCAGCAGCCAACAGAUGAACGUGCUGGGCAUCGUCAUCUUCUCCGCCACCAUGGGGCUACUCUUGGGCAAGAUGGGAGAGAGGGGUUUACCACUGGUCAACGUGUGCCAGUGCAUCAACGAAUGCGUCAUGAAGAUCAUCAACGCAGCUGUGUGGUACUUCCCAUUUGGCAUCAUCUUCCUGGUGGCCGGCAAGAUCCUGGACAUGAGCGACCCGUCCUCGCUGGGCAAGAAGCUGGGCUGGUACGGCAUCACGGUGCUGGCGGGACUCUUCGUCCACGGCCUCAUCCUGCUGCCGCUCUUCUACUUCCUGUUGACGAGGAAGAACCCCUUCGUCUUCAUCAGGGGCCUCCUGCAGGCCAUGGUCAUCGCCCUCGCCACCUCCUCCAGCUCUGCAACUCUUCCCAUCACCAUGAAGUGUCUGCUGGAGAACUGUCAUGUGGAUCGGCAGAUCGCCCGCUUCGUGCUGCCCGUGGGCGCCACCAUCAACAUGGAUGGCACGGCCCUGUACGAGGCGGUGGCCGCCAUCUUCAUCGCUCAGGUCAACGAGUACGAACUCGACUUUGGCCAGCUGGUCACCAUAAGCAUCACCGCUACAGCUGCCAGCAUCGGUGCUGCCGGAAUCCCCCAGGCUGGCCUCGUCACCAUGGUGAUAGUGCUGACAUCCGUGGGGCUUCCCCCCGAUGACAUCACCCUCAUCGUGGCCAUUGAUUGGAUCCUCGACCGCUUUCGAACAAUGAUCAAUGUGCUGGGAGAUGCUUUAGCAGCGGGCAUCAUUGGCCACUUGUGUCGAAAAGACUUCCCGACAGACGCAGAGGUGAGUCAGGCUGCCAAUGGCAACCCUCCAAACUCCCAUAACCUCCAGGACCUGAACGUAUCUGGGACCGAGGUGCCGCUCCUAGCCAGCAAGGACAGUGUGUAUGAGGUGUUUGGAGACACGGUGAUCGAGAGGCCCACCGUCUACUACAACAUCUGCCAAGUCUGACCCCGCGGACAGGACUGGGCUGGGACCAAAAAAACAGGCCGGGCAUUUUCGGCCAAGUCCGGUCUGCCAAGCAUUGAGAGAGACAAUGACGCCUGUGGCAACGUUUUUAAGUCAUCUAUUUAUUACGAGCUAUUUUGACCGCAACAGGCAAAAUGUGGCAAUAUUGAAAUCUGACUCGGACAGGUCAGCUGUACGAAGUGGCAUGAGGACUGGAUACCACUAGACUGAGAGGAGGAACAGGCCAAAGUCAUCAACAGUCCACCGGGCGAGUGCCCUGUAUGCCAUAUGGCCAAUCCAGCUAUGACCACAGCCAAAGGGGAUCAUGCAGGCAGGGCUGGCCGUCCCGAUCAGACCCAGCCCGACCAGGGGUCUAUUUCUCGAAAGCGUCUUUGCUAUCGUCGUUAGCAAAGUCCUUUGUAAGAGCGACUCAACUCUCUCUCGACAGCGACGCUCCCCACUAAAUCCAAGGGAAUGGUAAGACGGUCUUAAGACGGUGAGCAACGACAAGAAUCGAGAAACGGACCCCAGACCCGGCCCGGCUCAGUCCAGUGACUUCUGGGCGACUGACUCUGCAGUCUCCCUCCUUCGUGCCUUUGGCUAAAGUGCUGAAAUGACUCAUGAACAGAUUUUUUUUUUCUCUUCUGAUUUUUUGUUUUUUUUACAUGUGUGUUUUUUUGUGGGCUACACUUGUUGGAUGUUAAGUAUCUGAGUUGGACACUGAUCUGGAUGUAUUAAUGUCACUCCCACCACCUGACGUGGAACCUAAAACCUCAUUUUUGACAGACAUCCUCUCAAGUGAUGUGAAAAGUGCGGACGACUACCCUCGCGAUGAGACCUUCAAUCCUUCCUCCUCAGGAAGCAGUGAGUGCGUUGCAAUAUGCGACCUUGCCUCCUCCACUUGCCUCCUCCACUUGCUUCUCUCCUCGUACCAGGAAGUAAUAUGUCAUGAUGACAUCACUGACAACAGCAUUAUAUUUCAAUAUCUUGCAAAAGCUCAAUUGUAGAGUCUUUUUCUCAUUUGCAAUUAGGAUGGUGAAUGAAAAACAGUCCCUCAAAAGUUGUUGUGGCUAGGCUGACAGCUGGGAAACUUUAUCGUUUUCUCCACGGAGGAGGGGCCAGGAGUGGGACGAGGAGACAAGCGCAAGUGGAGGAAGCAAGGUCGCAUAUUGGAACGCACCCAGUAUGUUACUACUCUCUUCAUUCAGCCUUGCUCUUGGCCGGCUUGCUUUCCUGGAGUUAUCCGCUAUUCUGGGUUCGAACCUUCAGCUCUGGGAUCUGUACCGUGUUCUCCAACCCACACCACAACCACACGAUAACACUUUACUUGACGCUGGUGUCAUAGACAUGUCA